Molecule: messenger RNA, 4344 nt
Organism: Pelobates fuscus (common spadefoot toad)
Lineage: Eukaryota; Metazoa; Chordata; Amphibia; Anura; Pelobatidae
Gene: PSD3
Product: pleckstrin and Sec7 domain containing 3
Exons: 16
Coding region: 194-3709 (1171 amino acids)
Biological process (GO): regulation of ARF protein signal transduction
Molecular function (GO): phospholipid binding; guanyl-nucleotide exchange factor activity; protein binding
Source: RefSeq, a predicted model, not a curated record
UUCUACUGGGAUAGAAGACACACAGCACACUCACAGCAACACAGAAUCACAAACAGAACCAUGUGACAGACAGAUUCCUGCUUCUCCUGGGGGAGAUGAUGGCCAGCCUACUCACAGCAACUUAGAAACACACACAGACACAGAGCCUUGUCUUGCUCAGACUGCACUGUCAUGCACAACCAAAUGCACAGCAAUGAGCAAUGGCACAGACAGGGGCCCCAGUGCUGCCCAGGCACACGCAGUGCCACUCAACAAACCCAAUGACAAGCACCUCCUAUCAGACAUGGGUAGAAAACUGAAAGAAGAAACAAGCAGCAACCACAAUCACCAACAGACUGCAGCCACAGACACAAUUAAAGUGGCAACAAGUAACAGUAACUCUCCAGCUCCUUGUCUCUGUUAUGUUUCCAGCAGAUGGACUGCAAUGGAUAAUCCAUCAGGAAUGAACCAGGAUAAGGUCUGGUGGAAGGUAGAAGUAUGUAAACCCACAGUCAUCAAAACUCCCAUCCUUUUAAAAAGCCCAGAGACAAAAACUUUCAGUGAGGCUGUGGCUGAGAAAUCAGCAAGGUUAACAGACUUCGAUGGCAGGACUGAGGGACAGCUGGUGGCCACUAACUACGCCAUGACAGUGGCCACAGUCAACCCUGUCAGGCUGCAGAAGGCGGAGAGGUAUGUUUGGGUUAACAGCACCUCGGCGCACUCACAGAAUGUUGCCAAAGCAAAGUAUGAAUUUUUAUUUGGCGAGUCCAUGGAAACAACACAUAACACGGCACCAGAAAUUGAUGACCCUGGUAACACGAGAUUACUCCCACAGACGGCUAGUGUCACAAAUGAGUUCCCAGAGUAUGGGACAUCAGAACACAGAGAGAAUGACCCAUUAGAGACUGGCUCUGUAGGAGAACCAGCACCAUGCUUAGAAGAACUAAAAGAACUUGGCCCAUUAAUGCAGAAUGACUGUUUAACGGAAAAGUGUAAGCCAUGUGUGCAGCAAAAGCAGAAGAACAGAGAGGGAAGUUUAGAAGGUGAUUGUAUGGAUACGCAGUGUUCUUCAAAAACUUUGAUGUCAUCUGGACAGCUUAAUGCAGAGGCCUUAGAUGAUGGCAAUUCAUACCAUGUGUUCCCAUCUUCAACCGAGGAGAACAAAUUGGACCAUCCCACAGCCAGUCCUAAUUUAGCAGAAGAAGACCUGGUGGUUCCAAGCCAAGAGAAAACCUCACAAUCGCCUUUAACGAUAGUAGCCCCCGCAGAACGGAAAUCUUACUUAUACGUUGAAAGGGAGCUAGCUGCAAUUUCUGAAGAAGAAACAAUAUCUCUGUCGGAAUCCUCAUUAUCUCAGAUUACAGAAAUUGCAGACUUUCCAAAAUCACAGCAUAUUAGUAUUCAAGUUUCACCCGCAGUCGUAGUAGACGGCAGCACUCCAAUGGAACGGGAUGCAAUGGAAAGCUGUGCACGGAAGAAGGCUGAUGGUAAUGAAACUUUUGGGUCCUCUCAAGGGGAAUCUCCAGCAGGACUGGUAUAUACUGAAAGUGCUGCUAUUUAUAGUAAAUGUGCUUCAAAGGUACAAACAAAUAUGGUAGAAACAUGGGAUAAAAAAUCUCCUCCUGCAGAUGGGGAACAUAUGGAUACAACAUCACUUAUAUCAACAGGUACAAGCAAUCACAUUCCAACCUCAGAGAGGACUAAGGGAAUAAAGGAGUCAUCAGCCUCUGGAUCUAAUACAUUUCAGCAGCAUAAUGGGAUAGACAAUGACGUCUUCAGUAAGGAAACAGAUGAACUGCCGGUGUCAGGACAACUUUUCCAAAGCCCUAGGAUUGUAGCUGAAGAUCCACAAGAAGACUUUCUCAGGUCAAAGAGAUGUUCGGAGGACUCCACUGACCUGUACAGUUCCCAGUUUGAGAACAUACUGGACAAUACCUCCUUAUACUACAGUGUGGAAUCACUGGACACCUUGUACUAUGAGCCUGAUAGCUUCUUCAGUUUUGAGAUGCCACUCACACCAAUGAUACAACAGAGGAUCAAGGAAACUAGUCAUUUUAUGGAGCGGAGCUCAGCAUCUGAUGGCCAGCAGGAGUUUCUCAAAGUUGAUUCUGGCACCGGAAUAACGAUGGGUUAUUGUAAUGACAUUAUCAACGGCCUGGACAAAGUCACCGGAAUAGAGUUUCCUAAAAACACUGAGGAGCUGGUAUUCUCAGGAAGUGAUGUGGAAUCUAUCAGCAAAACUCUAGAGGCCUCUCGUGACAUGGGCAGCACUGAGAUUCUUGUAAAAGGAAGCACUGAAAACCUCAUCAAUGGGACCAAUAAUAAUUUACAAGCUGCUAAACGCUUGGCUAAGCGCCUGUACCAGCUGGAUGGUUUUAAACGCUCUGAUGUUGCAAAGCAUUUAGGAAAAAACAACGAUUUCAGCAAACUUGUGGCGGAAGAGUAUCUUAAAUUUUUUGAUUUUACCGGAAUGAAUCUAGAUCAGUCACUCAGGAUAUUCUUUAAGGCAUUCUCACUCAUCGGAGAAACUCAGGAAAGGGAGAGAGUCUUAAUCCACUUCUCCAACAGAUUCUUUCAUUGUAAUCCCAACAGCAUUUUAUCCUCAGAUGGAGUGCACUGCCUAACCUGCGCGAUGAUGCUUCUCAACACUGACUUGCACGGACAUGUGAACAUUGGGAAGAAGAUGAGCUGUCAGGAAUUCAUCUCCAACUUACAAGGGGUGAAUGAAGGAAGCGAUUUCCCUCGAGGUCUGCUCAAGGCUUUGUAUAAUUCCAUUAAGAAUGAAAAGCUAGAGUGGGCUGCGGAUGAUGUUGAUGCAAUGAAAAAAUCACCAUCAGACAAUGCCGAUGAGAAACUCAAUGGUAGCCAGUCAAAGAGUAUAAGUCGGAUUGGCAGCAGCAAUCCUUUCCUGGAUAUACCCCAUGAUCCAAAUGCUGCUGUAUACAAGGCCGGAUUCCUUGCUCGAAAAAUUCAUGCUGACAUGGAUGGGAAGAAGACUCCAAGGGGAAAACGAGGCUGGAAAACCUUCUAUGCGAUACUGAAGGGAACUGUCCUGUAUUUGCAAAAGGAUGAAUAUAAGCCAGAAAAGGCACUGUCAGAAGAUGAUUUGAAGAAUGCUGUGAGUGUGCACCACGCACUGGCUUCAAAGGCAACAGACUAUGAAAAAAGGCCCAAUGUCUUGAAACUCAAAACAGCCGAUUGGCGAGUCUUUCUUUUUCAAGCACAGAGCAGCGAGGAGAUGGAUUCUUGGAUUACCAAGAUAAACUGUGUGGCAGCUGUAUUUUCCGCUCCUCCCUUCCCGGCGGCUAUAGGAUCACAGAAGAAAUUUAGCCGUCCAUUACUUCCAGCCACCACUACCAAACUGUCCAAGGAUGAACAGCUGAGAUCUCAUGAAACUAAGCUGAAGCAAAUCUCCACUGAGCUGGCAGAGCAUCGCUCCUAUCCACCCGAUAAGAAAGUGAAAGCUAAGGAAAUAGAUGAGUACAAGAUGAAGGAUCACUACCUGGAGUUCGAGAAAACUCGGUAUGAGGUUUAUGUGAAACUACUUAAAGAUGGUGGCAAAGACCUGCUGAUCAAUGGCGAAAAUGACAACUCCGGGCUCAAAAAAUCCCAUUCCAGCCCUUCGCUGACCCAGGAUUCGUCUCCAGCCAGUGCCAAGAUCAAACGUAAUAUUUCGGAGAGGAAGGACUACAGGCCAGAGACCCCAAGCAUCAAGCAGAAGGUCACCUAAGAAGGAAUGAAGUUGGAAUGAGCUGGUGUCAGUCAGCAAGCGCAGCAACUUAUAUCGUCCGUCACAAUUGUUACUAUCUGUGGUUCAUUCAAAAAAACAAAAUGAGUCUGUGACUGGCUGGGGCUUGAUAGCAUUUUCUAUUGCACAUUUCUUUUUGCUGUUGACUGCUCACUAUGUUGUACAUGUCUUGUUCCCAAUCUGCAGAGUGUAGUUAUUUUGGCUUUUUAACACCUCUUGCAUCGCGGGUUUAUUCCUGUGCUAAAAGGCUUAGUAACGUAUGCACCUGUUUUAUAAGGGGAUACAUUUCAGGACAAAAUUAUAUGUGCCUGUCCCACACCACCUCAUUUUCACUCUUAGCUCUCAUAAAGUUAACUUUUGUUUUUCUUUUUUUUAUAUUAAAUUUUUUUUAUAUGACUUAACUUUAGCAACAAUGCAGAGCCGAGGCAAACAUAUAGAUGUUUAAUUAGGGGAUAUAUGUAAAUGCUAGAAUUUCAUUUUAGCAGAAGAAGGAACAGGCACGUUUUUUGCAGACUAGGAGAAGUUAUAGAUAAAGCAUGAUCUCAGUGUUUUCAUAGUGUAGUAAAUUCAGCAGAGUUCGCAUAACCCGCACUGCAUACUAGUCAGUCAUAAACACA